Messenger RNA from Knipowitschia caucasica, 3282 nucleotides. The record is from the annotation of a GenBank genome assembly. NCBI's taxonomy places the organism in Eukaryota, Metazoa, Chordata, Actinopteri, Gobiiformes, Gobiidae.
AUGCCGGGAGCCCCCUCUGGAAGUUCGAAGUUCCUGUGUGCCACUCACAUCAUCCCGGUGAAGAACGAGGAGGGCGUGGUCAUGAUGUUUAUCCUCAACUUUGACUACAUCAUGGAAGAGGGCAGCAGCGACUCCCUGGAGAGACUCAAUCACACCUCCCCGAGCAAAGCCGAGCGUAAGGGAAGAUUCUUUCGCUUCCGCCUGCCAGCGUUACCUCUGCUUGGGAUCAGUAAACAGUCCCUUCCCCAGGAGGACCCUGACGCUGUCAUGGUGGACUCCCCUCAGCACAGCGACGGCUCUGUGGCUACUAGGGAUUAUCAACUCCCCACCACGCGAGAGAGCUGCAGCCCGUCCUACGCCAACGACACCCGCGCCCUCAUCGCCCCCAGCCACUGCUCCACCCCUGUGUCCGGGCCUUUGGACCACUCCUCGCCCAAAGGUCCCUGGGACCGGAUCUACCCUGAACAGGAAUCUUCAACGCAGGCCAACAGUCAGGAUGACACCCUGACGGCCGCCCCUUCCAUCCCAGGCCUCACUCCCACCGCAUCCAGAGAAAGUGUAUGUAGCAUACGCCGGGCCUCCUCAGUGCACGACAUGGAGGGCUUUGGCUCCAACUCCCACAAGAUGGUUUUCAGGGACAGACAUGCCAGUGAAGGUCCACUCAGUCAGAUUAAGUCCAGUUUACUAGGCUCCACGUCCGACUCCAACCUCAACAAGUACAGCACCAUCAACAAGAUCCCCCUCAUCACGCUCAACUUCUCAGAGGCCAACAACGACAAGAAGUGCCCGUCCCCGCCGUCGUCCGAAAAAACCAUCAUCGCUCCCAAAGUCAAAGACCGAACGCACAACGUCACCGACAAGGUCACGCAGGUGCUGUCUCUGGGUGCAGACGUGUUGCCAGAGUACAAGCUCCAGACCCCGCGGAUCCACAGGUGGACCAUCCUUCACUACAGCCCCUUCAAAGCCGUGUGGGACUGGCUCAUCCUGCUCCUGGUCAUCUACACGGCCAUCUUCACGCCGUACUCCGCCGCCUUCCUCCUCAACGACAUCGAGGAGCAGAAGAGGCGCGAGUGCGGAUACUCCUGCUCCCCUCUCAACGUGGUGGAUCUCAUGGUGGACAUCAUGUUCAUCGUGGACAUCCUCAUAAACUUCAGGACCACGUACGUCAACGCGAACGAGGAGGUGGUCAGCCAUCCGGCCAAGAUCGCCAUCCACUAUUUCAAAGGCUGGUUCCUUAUAGACAUGGUGGCGGCUAUACCGUUCGAUCUGCUCAUCUUUGGCUCCGGAUCCGAUGAGACGACCACGCUGAUCGGUUUGUUGAAGACGGCCAGGCUGCUGAGGCUGGUGCGCGUGGCUCGGAAACUGGACCGAUACUCGGAGUACGGCGCCGCGGUCCUCAUGCUGCUCAUGUGCAUCUUCGCCCUCAUCGCUCACUGGUUAGCCUGUAUCUGGUACGCCAUCGGCAACGUGGAGAAACCCUACUUGGAACAUAAAAUCGGGUGGCUGGACAACUUGGGCGUGUCUAUUGGUAAAAAAUACAACUACAGUGACCCCAGCUCUGGCCCGUCCAUCAAAGAUAAGUACGUCACGGCGCUGUACUUCACCUUCAGCAGCCUCACCAGCGUCGGCUUCGGGAACGUCUCUCCCAACACCAACUCGGAAAAGAUCUUUUCCAUCUGUGUCAUGCUCAUUGGAUCGCUAAUGUACGCCAGUAUCUUUGGGAACGUGUCGGCGAUCAUCCAGCGCCUGUACUCUGGGACGGCCAGGUAUCACCUCCAGAUGCUGCGGGUCAAAGAGUUCAUCCGCUUCCACCAGAUCCCCAACCCCCUGAGGCAGCGGCUGGAGGAGUACUUCCAACACGCCUGGACCUACACCAACGGCAUCGACAUGAACAUGGUCUUAAAGGGGUUUCCUGAGUGCCUGCAGGCGGAUAUCUGCCUCCACCUCAACAAGACCCUGCUGCAUGACUGUAAGGCCUUCAGGGGAGCAUCCAAGGGCUGUCUGCGAGCUCUGGCCAUGAGGUUCAAGACCACCCACGCCCCGCCCGGAGACACCCUGGUGCACGGAGGCGAUGUGCUCACUGCGCUGUACUUUGUGUCACGUGGCUCCAUCGAGAUCCUCAAGGAAGACGUCGUCGUGGCCAUUUUGGGUAAAAAUGACAUUUUCGGAGAGAUGAUCCACCUGUUUACCAAACCUGGAAAGUCUUGUGCUGAUGUGCGUGCGCUGAGCUACUGUGACCUGCAUACCAUCCAGAGAGAGGAGAUCCUGGAGGUGCUGGACAUGUACCCCGAGUUUGCAGAUCACUUCUUCACUAAUCUGGAGCUGACGUUUGACCUUCGAGAUGAAAACGCAAAAGAUUAUCCCAAACGUGGCACUGCCAGCACAGAGGACAUCAGGCGCCGGAUCUCAUACAGGAGGAAGUUUUCCACAGGCUCCAACAAGAUGCCACUGACCACAUACUGCGGCAGUCAGCACCACAUGUACAGCUCAUCAGCCCCAGAGGAGAGGGGAGAGUCAGCGGAGGAGGGAGAGGAGGAGGAAGAGGAGGAGGAGGAGCAGAGACCUCUAUGUUCAGGGGUUUUGGGCUACCCUGUAGUCCAGGACCACCCUCUUGGGCUGGGACUGAGCUCUGCACCAGACCAAGCUGGAAGCUCUGUCCCGGCCCAACCCUUCAAAGAGCUUGAUGCGGAGGAUUGGGAGCCUCGUCCCAGUGAGCGCACAGAGGAGCCAGCCCCCUGUGAGCGACCAGGGGCCGCGGAGGACAGCGAGUCAGACCUCACCUAUGGAGAAGUGGAGCAACGGCUGGACAUGCUGCAGCAGCACCUCAACAGACUGGAGUCCCAGAUGACUGCAGACAUCCAGGCCAUCCUGCACCUGCUGCAGAGGCAGAGCACAGCUGGGCCUCCUGCCUACAGCACCGUCACAUCCAGCCCCGACUACCACAAAGCAGCCAUCUGCCUGCAGCCAGCCUCUCCACAGGGCGAGCUGGCUCUGGGCCCCGCUCCUCCUCAGCCACAGAUCCCAGAGCACUCCCAGAGCACACCCAAAGAAGCCUCUCCAGUGGUGGACCUGGACGUUCUUCCAGACGAGGACUUUGCUGGACCUUUGGAGGGUGAAUCGGACACAGAGCAGAGACACAGACUCAAUCACACGGACACAGUAGAAACACAGUUGCCCGGACUGCCAUCAGGCAGACAGGCCUCACUGCCGGAUGUCCCCAGCAGCUCAGGGUCUAUGGCCCCCCACAGGCCGCUGUCUGACCCAGGGUUGCUCCAACCUUAG